AUGCCCGAUCUUGUUUUCAUUACGGCGACCAAUCGGCUGAUCCCCGAUGACAAACAAGCCAGGAAACUUAUACGGAAGCAGGCCAUGAGCAAGCCUGCCCAUGCCAGACGGAAACGAGGCGGUUACGGACAGCAUAACCUGAUACAAUAUCCAGUUGGAAUAAUCAACGAAAAAGAGAGUGAAAAGAGAUACUAUGCCGCUUGGGAGGCAAUCCGGGCCAUUGUACCGAGCCUACCGAGCUGCUCGUACGAGAAAUUGAGGACGCGGUACAACUUUGAUCUUCUUGAUCUGUCACAACUGACCUCAUUUCACAUCAGCUACGCAACGGCAAGCUCUCUUGCCAGCAAGCCCGAUAUGUUAAGCGACGUUCUCGGCCGCCGGCAUUGGUCAUACUUGAACUAUCUGCCAGGCCGCAUCGGGCAAAACGGUGCUCUGGACAAGGCUGCUGCAUGUGUGGCCGCUAGAGCCCAGCAAUGGCUUGCUUCUCCAUUGGAGCCGGUAUCCGGAACCAUAUUGAAGCUAUAUUCGGAAGCAUUGACGGAUCUUCAAGCCGAGCUGCAGUGCCCUGACGCGUGUCUUGGACCAGACGUGCUCUGUGCCACGGAGCUUCUUGGAAUAUACGAGUUAUUGAAAAUGUCCACUGAAGACGCUUGGAACUAUCACUCCUCAGGAGCAGCAGCACUGAUCAAGCUGCGAGGCCCUGAACGUUGUCAGAGUGACUUCGAGAAGGCACUACUGCUAUCCCACGUUGGUCAAAUUUUCCACGACGCGCUUAAUGUUAAUCAGAGUUGCUUCUUGGGUGAUGGCGGAUGGCAAGCCGUGCUGCGCGCAAUACCUACAAACGACAAUCUCUUUGACGACAGAAGUGAGCCAAUUGUGUCGUUAUUAACCAACAUUUGCCAUGUGCCAGAGUAUUUCCAUAAAACGACGCAAAUUAUUUGCAUCACCCGCGACGAUACUCCAGACUACUGGAUUGAUGAUGUUGUGAGCAAUCUACAUCGACUCCGGCACGCAUGCUUGCAAUGGCAAGAGGAAUAUUUUGGAUCAGCUGCAGCGGGCUGUCCUAAUAAGCCAAUAGAUACAGACAGGCAGCAUGAGGCACUCGGAUUCAGCUUUGCCGUCUCCAUCGUAAUCAAUCGAUUGCUCUUCAGCUUGGACCCGAUAGCGAAUGCUUAUUGCGAAGAGACGGCACAGAAGUUUGCAUCGAAAAUCCUUCAGAUCAAAAAGAUCAGUUUGUCGAAUGAAUCUCAGGCAGAGCUUUUCAUGGCGAUCAAACUCGGUGUUGCAAGGACUGCCCAAGCCACAGCAGCAAAGUGGAAUGACUGGUCUAAGAAUGCUCAGCUUGAGCCUUCGACCAGAUCUCCUCUGAUGCCGAAAGAAGUCUUCGCCGAUUGGUGCCGCAGAAUGAACUGGGAGACGCCUUGA
Trichoderma gamsii is the source of this 1425-nucleotide messenger RNA. RefSeq lists its product as hypothetical. The record is from RefSeq and is a predicted model, not a curated record. The transcript has 3 exons. Bases 1 to 1425 code for a protein of 474 amino acids. NCBI's taxonomy places the organism in Eukaryota, Fungi, Ascomycota, Sordariomycetes, Hypocreales, Hypocreaceae.